Bactrocera oleae (olive fruit fly) is the source of this 4887-nucleotide messenger RNA. It is a transcript of the gene MED23, whose product is annotated as mediator complex subunit 23. Gene Ontology annotation, cellular component: mediator complex; transcription regulator complex. The record is from RefSeq and is a predicted model, not a curated record. Lineage: Eukaryota; Metazoa; Arthropoda; Insecta; Diptera; Tephritidae. Gene Ontology annotation, biological process: regulation of transcription by RNA polymerase II; positive regulation of gene expression.
UUUGUUUGGGAGUCAACAUCUGUAAAUGCAAUUUCUUUGCAUAGCCGGUCUACAGUAAAAUUCUUUUUGCCAUUUUUUGUAUAAAACAUACUUUGUUUUACUAAAAAGGUAAAAAUUAUACUUAAAGCUUAUAAAAUGGACACAGAAAUACUGGAAGCAGUCAAUAGUUUUCUGAAGGUGGAACCAAUCGAGGAAGCGUUCCUCAGUGUUAUUGUAUAUAAACCAAAUGGCGAAGAGGAUAAAUCCGCCUCAUUUACCGACAUUAUAUUGAGCAAAUUUAAAGAAGUACCGCAGGAUAACAAAGAAGGCUUGGUCCGGCAGUAUUUGCAACGCGCUGCAAACGCAACAAAUAUAUCGCACCUGCGUGUGCUUAUGAAUACAUUAGGAAAAUUGGCAGAGACUAAUGUUAUAACUGCAAGAAUGCUUUGUGAUAAGAUUUUCCUCUGCGAUCGUUUAGUUUACGAAAAUGCAAGUUUUUGGAUCGAAAGCUUCAAAAUUAUUAAACGCGUCUUACCUCUGGUGGACUACAAAGGCGUGCGCGAAAUCAUGAAAAUGUGCCGUGACAAAGCGCAGACAUUUCCUGUGAAUAUAAACGUUAGCUUCUUGCCACAGCUACACGCAUUGAAGGAUACGCUAAAUUACAUAUUUGAUCGUAAUAAUUGCUUGCUGCCAGGAUAUUUUAUUGCCAAUGAAAUCAUGAAGCCACCACCAUAUCACUGGACUAUUAACAAAAUGAUGACCGAUUUCAUGGAGGAAUUCCGUAGAACCGCGCAAAUGGUUUCAAUAAUUGGUCACUCACAUAUGUUGCCCAUUGUGGAGAGUUUUGGUUAUGCAGAUCAUAUGAUGAAUUCGUGGAAAUUAGAUCCGAAUACAUUGCGUUUCGUUUUUAAGGGCAGUCUACCUUAUGAUUCCGAUUUGCUCGAAGAGCAAACUAAACUUUUACGUUAUGUCCUGGAUCAACCAUAUUCCAAGGAAAUGGUAUCGGUGAUGAUGAGUUUACAGAAACAACAAAAGCAACGUUGCUAUAAGCUCGAAGAUCAAUUAGUUAAUUUAAUUAUAUCAGCAAUGGAAAUGACUGAAAACAAUGACUCUAUGAUGGGUAGUAGUUUUAGUGUUUAUGAAGAGCAGAACUCCAUGAAUGAAUGGGUAUGGUUGCAUCUCUCAUCGCAACUGAUAUAUUUUGUGCUCUUUCAGUUUGUUAGUUUUGCACAUAUAGUGUCGGCUUUAUAUGAAAAGCUAUCUAAAAAAGAAUUGCGUAAGGGUCGCGAUCAGCUUAUGUGGAUCCUCUUGCAAUUUAUAUCAGGCAGCAUACAAAAAAAUCCAAUUGCCAAUUUUCUGCCAACCUUCAAGCUGUUCGACUUGCUUUAUCCCGAGCAGGAGCCUCUGAAGUUACCAGACUGCACUAAAUCUUCGUUAUUGCGUCAGAUGGCGCCCAUAUGCAUUUGGAUACACCUGAUGAAGAAAGCUAGAUUGGAGAAUAUGAGUAUAAAUAGACCAUUACCGAUUGCUCUGAAAAAUCAUCAUGAUUUCCUGCAGCAUCUUGUUAUGCCCAAUACACUGAUGUCUAUGAGUUUGGGCGAUGAUUUUCGUAUCAUACUGAUAUGUAAUGCAUAUUCUACAAAUCAAGAAUAUUUCUCACGUCCCAUGAAUAUACUAACCGAGACGUUAAAUGGCAAUGCCAAAACUGCAGCUGGUGGUCAAGUACCACCCGCGCCAUUUUCUAUGGUUGUCUUGGAUAGUUUAACGGUGCACAGCAAGAUGUCGCUCAUACACAGCUUUUUUACGCAAAUGAUAAAGCAAGCGCAAGCCAAAAGCUCCAUACCAACACCGGCUUUGGUUGAAACUUAUGCGCGUCUUUUGGUUUAUACAGAAAUUGAAUCGUUAGGCAUCAAAGGCUUCUUGCAGCAAUUGCUGCCCGCUGUCUUCAAGCACCAGGCGUGGGGUAUACUGCAUACGCUGCUGGAAAUGUUUCUUUAUCGCCUACAUCACAUACCUACGCAAUAUCGUCUGCAAUUGCUCUCGCACUGCACCGUCGUUUCGCCGCAAACCAAUAAAAUGCAACUGAAUUUGUGCUUUGAAUCCACCGCUUUGCGUCUCAUCACUGGUUUGGGCUCUGUUGAAAUGCAGCCACAAAUGUCACGCUACUUCAGCGAGAAGCCACCCGGCUCGGUUGCCUCCAGCGAAAGUGAGGAGCUGAAUCGUGUGCUCAUAUUAACGCUGGCGCGUUCAAUGCACAUGACUGGACUUGGCGAUGAAUUACAGCCCUGGUGCAAGGAGCUGCUUAACGUUAUUAUGCAGAAUACGCCACACUCUUGGGCUUCGCACUCGCUUGCUUGCUUUCCGCCUGCUUUGAAUGAAUUCUUCGUGCAAAAUAAUCAUCCGCUGGAGAAUAAACAAUUGCUGAAGAAAUCAGUUGAAGAGGAGUAUCGUAACUGGACUUCAAUGUCGAAUGAUAAUGAUAUUAUGAAUCAUUUUAUACGCCCGAGCACGAAUCCACUUUUCCUCUGUCUGCUUUUUAAAAUGAUUUGGGAAACGGAGAACGUCAGUCCGGUCGCAUACAAAAUAUUGGAAGGCAUUAGCGCACGCGCAUUAUCAGCGCAUUUACGCAAGCUAUGCGAUUACUUAGUCGGUGAGGUGGCGAAUAGUAAUGGCAAGGAUUUCAUACAUAAAUGUGUCGAUACUAUAAAUAACAUGAUUUGGAAGUAUAAUAUUGUUACCAUUGAUCGUGUGGUACUCUGUUUGGCUUUGCGCACACAGGAGGGCAAUGAGGCGCAGGUCUGCUUCCUCAUAAUACAAUUGUUGUUAUUGAAAACAUCGGAGUUGCGUAAUCGCAUACAAGAAUUUUGCAAAAAGAAUCAUCCCGAUCACUGGAAACAGAAUAACUGGCAUGAAAAGCACUUACAAUUCCAUCAGACAUAUCCCGAAAAAUUUGCACCCGACGAAUCAGCUUCACAUCCACCAUUGCCGGUCUACUUCUCGAACGUAUGUCUGAGAUUUUUACCAGUAUUGGAUAUAGUUGUGCAUCGCUUUAUUGAAUUGCCCAUACAACAUGUGCAUCAAAUAUGUGAGGUUAUAUUGGAUCAUCUAAGUAUUCUCUACAAAUUCCAUGAUCGCCCCAUUACUUAUUUGUAUAACACUUUACAUUUUUACGAAAGGAUUUUGCGUGAACGUCCGUCGCUCAAAAAGAAAUUGGUGAGUGCUAUUACUGGCGCCUUUUGCGACAUACGCCCUCCGAAUUGGUGUGUUAGCGAGUCAUACAAAAUGUUUUUACAAAAUCAGGAGUUACUUUGGAAUCCUGAGCUCAAUUACUACAUUAAUCUAGUGCGUCGCCUAUCGGAUACAAUAACGGGCAAAAAUGUCUUCUUCAACACCGACUGGCGUUUCAAUGAAUUCCCCAAUGCACCAGCCCAUGCGCUGUAUGUAACGUGUGUGGAGUUGCUCAGCUUGCCGAUUGCACCGUCGAUUGUCGCCAACAAUGUGGUGGAUGUCAUUGUGAAGGGCUACUCAUUGAUACCGCAAAAGGAGAUACACAACUAUAUCAAUGCUGUCGGCAGUAUAUUGGCAGCGCUGCCUGAAACGCAUUGGUCCGUUAUCUACGAUCGCUUGCAGGAUGCGCUGAACUCACCCAAAAUGAUCAAAUGGAAUUACCGCUUUUCGGCAUUCGAAUUAUUCAAUUUUAAGACUGUCUGCGAAUCUAUGAUCGAGAAGAGCUACGUAUUAAUAUUGGCUGUGGCGCAUGCCACUUUCCACCAUAUGGGCGGCUUUAAGUUGGCGGCAAUGACCAAAUACAUAGCCGAGAAGCUGAAGCCUUGCGUACGCACCGAGCAACAGCUCGUCUUUCUGUUUCAUGUGUUCGGACCAUUUUUGCAGCGCAUCGAUUUGGAAAAACCCAACACGGUGGCCGGCAUUGCGAUCAUGAUAUACGAAAUGCUCGAUGUGGUGGACAAGGCGCAGGGACCGCUCGAGUACUUAGAUACGAUUUGUGAUUUUCUCUAUCACAUCAAGUAUAUACAUGUCGGCAAUGUCAUCAAAAACGAAUCGGAGGUGAUUAUAAAGCGACUGCGGCCUGCCUUGCAGCUGCGCCUGCGCUUCAUAACGCGCUUGAAUAUUGAGGAUAUCAACACCGAGAAGAAUCUCCAAAAGGCGCUUACGCCACAACAACAACAACAACAGCAACAUCAAGCGCCAUUACAACAACAGCUUGCUGCCGCCGCACAACAGCAAGCACAGCAGCAACAACAACAGCAACAGCAACAAAAGCCGAAUAUGACCAGCGCACAGACUCAACAACAACAAAUGCAAACGAAUGUCAAUGCGCAGCAGCAACAGCAGCAGAAUGUGCAACAACAACAGCAGCAGCAACCAAAUGUGCCAAUGGUUGGUGGGGUCGGCAAUGUGCCGGGCAAUCAUUUGCAAAUGGCAAAUUAUAAUUUAAUGGCACAACAACAACAGCAGCAACAACAACAGCAGCAGCAGCAACAGCAACAUCAACAGCAGCAGCAACAGCAACAUCAACAGCAGCAACAACAACAACAUAUGUCCACAAACAUGAGCCAACAUCAGCCACAACAAAUGCAAUAUUUUAUGCAAAAUAUGCCGCCGCGUUACUAAAUAUCAUCCCUGACAUAUUACUUAGCAGCAAAUAAGUAAUAACAGUAUAUUUACAUACAUACAUAUAUGGUAUAUGUCCAUGUCUGGCGUCAUCACUCACUAUAUGUUUUUAAUUUAAAGUAUCAUUGUGUGUUUAUGCUAUAUAUUUAAAUAUAAUAUCAUAUAAUUUAUAAUAUAUUAAGAUAUAUAAUAUUACGAAGUGCUACAGCAUUUGUAAACUUAGUCUAUAGCAUAUUAAAUAUCGGUGGAAUCAAAAUGCAACCUUUUAAAAAUUAA